Messenger RNA from Panonychus citri (citrus red mite), 3592 nucleotides. RefSeq lists its product as uncharacterized. The transcript has 2 exons. The record is from RefSeq and is a predicted model, not a curated record. Bases 1064 to 2395 code for a protein of 443 amino acids. Lineage: Eukaryota; Metazoa; Arthropoda; Arachnida; Trombidiformes; Tetranychidae.
CUCUCUCUUUCUCUCCCGAAUUCUGAUUCUUGUCUCAUGAAAAUGUAUGUUCCAUACCAGUAGAAGCUUUCGAUUUAUGAACCUUCAUUCAUCUUCAUCCUCCAUCCUCAUCUCUAUUCUUCUUCCCUCAUCUUCUUCUAACUUUAAAACUUAACCUCAACUUCUCAAACAUUUUCAUCUACUUUUUCCUCUCACUCUCUUCAUCUUCCCAUCAUCUUCUCAUCCACCGAAUAUCAAAAACAAACUUUACCUUUAUCGUCUUUCAAAUAUUCAUCAUCUCUGAUAUAAAAUAGCAAAGAAAGAGGAAAAUUUCCCUCUUCUUGCCAAUAUCAAAGUUUCUAUCCUCAUCAUCCUUUAGUAGCUCAUUCAGAAUCAUUUAGCAUCCUCAUCAUCUUCUUGUGAAUAACAUUCUUGUGUUAAAUUGUGUGAAUUUAACUUCCUCAUGUGUCUUCAUCAUCAUGUUACCAUGAAAAAGGAUUCUUCCUGUUUCCAUGAUGAUAAUAUAACAAUAAUAUCUUUAUGUGACCAGUUCUAAUAUUCAUCAACUCACAAUCUAAUCUUACACAAUUAAAGCUUAUUAAAGUUUCACCCAACAGUUAAAUCAAAUUACAAUCAAUCAACUGAACAAAUUGUUAAUUGUUGCACGAACAAAAAAAUUUCUCUUUCCAUCUAAAACUAAAACUAAAACUUUAAUUUCCUUUUAAUUUCGCCUUAUUAACUUAAUACAAUUAAACAAAAAUCAAAUCAAAUUAAAUCAUAAUUAUAUUAAACCAUCACAAUUUUGAACCAGUUAACCAAAUAAUAAUUAACACUAAAUCAUCAAAUUAAUCAGAAUUCAAGUUAAAUAUAAAGUUUCAAAUUUGUUGUUAUCAAUUGAAAAAAAAAUCACUCCCAGUUAACAAAAUCCCAACAAUUUCAAUUCCAAUUAGUAACAAUUAACUAAUUGAAUCAUUGAUGAAAGUGAAAUAAGAUUAGUGAUGAAAUUGUUGCUGAUUUAGUUGAUCAACUAAUCCUAAUGGUUUCAUUCAAAUUGUUACACCGUCCUUACAAUUGAAAAUCAACAAUGAUCACCAUAUCAUCCUCAUCCUCAUCCUCAUCCUCAUCCUCGUCAUCAUCAUUAUCAUCAAUGUCAUCAUAUAAUAUCAUCUGUAAUGUUAUCUUAAUGGUAACAACUUUAACAACAUUGAAUGAAGCCAAACAUAAUGGGAUUAAUGGCUUACACAAUUUAAAUGAUCAAGUUAAUAGUAAUGAUAAUAAAUACCGUUAUUCAUUUUACUCAUCAUCAUUAUCGUCAUCAUCAGAUUUUCAAUGGAAACCUCAUCUAUUAUUAGGAAAUACUCCAAGUUCAACAAUAACUCAUUCAAAUUUAAUCAAUUUUAAUCAUAUUAAUAAUAAUGUUGAUCAUUUAGUAGGUAAAACUUUAAAUAAUAAUAAUAAUCUUAAUUCAAUAUCUUUAUCAACCUCUACUUCAACCUCAACCUUAUCCUCAUCUUCACCAAGUUCAACAAUGUUAACUGAAAAUUAUCAACAAACAAACAGAAACAAGAAAACUAAUAAAACCAAUCAAUCAACUAAAUUGUCGUCAACACGAUUAAUCAGUAAAAGAUCAUCAACUGAUUCAUUACCUAAUCAUGUAAUCCGUGAUUCUUGUUCAGAUGAUUCUGAAUGUAUUUCAACUAAAACUCGUUGCAUGGUGAAACAAGGUCUCUGUGGAUGUAAUCAGGGCUAUAUAAUUGUUGAUCUAGUUACAUCAAGUUACAUGGAUUUAUCAUCGUCAUCAUCUCUCUCACCAUCACCAUCUUUAGGUUCACCUUCAUCAUUAUCAUCCUCAUCUCAAUAUGUAUCCAAAUUUUGCUACAAAUUGAAACAUAAUGGUGAACAUUGUGAACACUCAGCUCAAUGUUUUGUUCCCCAUGCUACAUGUGACCGUAUUAAUCCACCAAUUUCAAAUAAUCAAUCAGGAAUCUGUAAAUGUAAACAAGGUUACAAUGAACAAGCUGGCAAUGAGAUGCUAGAUGUCGGUGGUAGCGAGAAAAAAACUGAACGAAUCUGUGUUCCCGUUUUAAUCGUAGUAAACAAAACUUAUAUCAAAAUAACCGUUGCCCUUUCCGUGUUAACGAUAUUGGCACUUUUAGCUUGUGCCGUUAUUGUGAUCAAAAUAAAGCGUAAUAAACGUCGAGCUCAAACGGAAACCUCGGUAGCCACAAGUCUCAAUGGUCCACCCAAUUAUCCAGGUCAAGGUCCCGAUGGACAAAGAUAUCUUCGAGAUCUGGGUAAUCCACCGCCCAUGGGAUCAGCUGAGGCUGAAUUUCAAAAUGAUUUUAUUCAAGUAUUUCCAAUGCACCAUUUGGAACCAUGUCCAGAAAAAAAUAUGACCGCAUUGAUAAUGCAAUAGGAUAAAAUUGUCAUCGUCAACAUUUCUCUCUCUCUCUCUCUCUCUCAUGGUUUAUUGCCAUUGUCAUCAUCGUCAUAUAAUCUCAUUAUCACAAUUUUAUCUCAAUUAUUAUUACAAUUAAAGAAAAGAUAAAAUUGAAAUAAAAUAAAAAAUUUAUAUCAAUCAAUUGAAAUGGAAAGGGUUCAACUGAAAACUCAAACGUAAAUGAAUUUAAUUCAGUUGUUUGUUUCUCUUCCCAUUCUCCAUUCUCAAUCAAUUGAUUUGCUGAUUGUUACGAUUAACAUGAUUGGAAAACUGUUAAUUUCCUGAUUAGGUAAACAAUUCAAAUCAAGAAACAAUUAAAAUUCAGGAUGUUAUGUUUUUCCAAUAUCAAAUAACAUCAACACCAUGAAGACGUUAAAAAUAAUUCCAAUUGAAAAGAAAACGAAUCUGAAACUAUUUCAAUCCAACUUUUUUUCCUCACUCACCUUGCCCUUUCUUGACCCUUAAGUCCAUCUAAUUGUAAUCUAUUUCAUGAAUGUAAUUAACUAAUUAACAGAAAAUGAAAAUGAAAAUUGUUCUCUCCUUUUCUUUAUGUUGUUGAAUAAUAUUAAUUCCAAAUCAAUUCUGCUGACCAAUGAAAACGAAAAGAUUAAACUGAUUAACUGAUUAACUAUUGAAAAAAACCAAAUGAAACAAUUGAUGAUCAAUUUAAUUUUAUUCUUGUCCAAUUAAAUUAAUUCACUUUUGGCAAGAUUUUUGAAUGAAAAGUUGUUACAAUUGGAAGAGAGUAAAUUUAAAAUUGUAUAAUCCUUGAAAUGUGAAUGAAAAUGUUUGUUGUUGAUUAAAAGCUUUUGCUAAUUUAAUUGUCGUCAUUUCAUGGUUGUUGAUUAAGAGGUUUUAAUUAAUUCACAAGUAGUAAAAAAGAAAACAACAAUUAAAAAAAGGUUACAAGAUAAAUUUAAUUAAAUCCAAGAAUAAAACUGAACACGAGUUACUAAAAAUAAGAAAUUAACUUGAUUCAAAUUGCGAGACUUGCUUUUAAUGGCCAUUAACGUGAUAGUUAAAUUGUUACAAUGAAAGUCUAUCUAAUUAUUCAUUUAAAUCAUUUGGAUUAAAUUGUGACAGUUAUACCAUUUAUUAUGCUGAGAAAACCAUUAACCAUAAAGCUAAUUUAACUUACAAGUUGCUAGUUAUUACAUUUUAGCAGCUUCGAUA